Anarrhichthys ocellatus (wolf-eel) is the source of this 12574-nucleotide messenger RNA. It is a transcript of the gene celsr3, whose product is annotated as cadherin, EGF LAG seven-pass G-type receptor 3. The transcript is spliced from 37 exons. Gene Ontology annotation, cellular component: plasma membrane. Gene Ontology annotation, biological process: homophilic cell-cell adhesion; G protein-coupled receptor signaling pathway; cell surface receptor signaling pathway. Bases 471 to 12548 code for a protein of 4025 amino acids. The record is from RefSeq and is a predicted model, not a curated record. Gene Ontology annotation, molecular function: G protein-coupled receptor activity; calcium ion binding. NCBI's taxonomy places the organism in Eukaryota, Metazoa, Chordata, Actinopteri, Perciformes, Anarhichadidae.
GUGAUCGUGUGUGUGGAUGGAUGGAUAGUAGCCUACCACCGGGCUGUGCCUAGGAGAGUGCGCACACACAUACACACACACACUCAGGAGGGUAGUGUGUGAGCCAGCCAGUCAGUCAGUCAGUCAGUCAGAUAGUGUGAGUGUGUAAGCCAUGUUGGAUGUGAAUGAACGGGAGGAGAGAUGCUGCUGCCGCGCCGCUCUUAACGCUCAGACCUCCAGCUCCACGGACCACAGCGGGUAGAUGCCAACUCUCCAGGCCGACGGAGAGACGGGGGAGCCUGGGGGAAGGUGUCGGGCGGUGCCAGCGGUCCUGGAACUGGCCACCUAGCCGGAACGAGGGAGAGAGAGAGAGAGAGAGAGAAAGAGAGAGAGAAGUAACGGGGAGAAGGGAAGACGCACUCGAGAGAGAGAGAAUAGGAAGUGGUGGAAGAGGGAGAAAGAAGGGAGAGACAGAGAAAGGAAGAGACUAAAUGGCUGCACCGCUACCGGGCUUCACCCCGCUCCUGCUCUCUUCUCUGGCACUCCACCUGCUUCUCCUCGGCCCUUUGUUCGCCCUCACCCCAGGGACUGGGAAUACAGGAGGGGCUUCCAACCGAUGGACCCCCGGUCUCUGUUACCGAGACGCCGGUAAAGUGAGCCAGCAGCAACAGCAGCAGCAGCGCGAGGAAGCAGGGGAGUCGCCGAAGGGCAGCUGGAAUAUACGCCCAAGCAGGUGGACCGUAGAGCGGAUACAGACCGAGGGAUGCUCUGGAGUGCAGCGUGCAGGGGGGACGCUGGGAAGAUAUCACCGGGAUGGGGCGAGGGGGACACGGAAGGAGAGACUCAAAGGAGUCGGGACGUUUUGGAGGUGUGAAAACGGCCCUCUGGCACAAUCAUCACCCCCUCCUCCUCUCAAACCAGGUAUUAGGAGCAGGUCGAGCUCUGAUGGCGUCGGCGCAGGGGAGGGAGUGGAUAGAGGAUGGAUGAGAAGGAAGGGCGUUGUUUCUCCUCCCGCUUCACCUGCUUUCACCUCCUCGCCGGUUCAGAACGGCAAACAACGGGCAGUACAAAGGACUAGAGCGGGCGCGCAACGGUGGCCGGCGUCGAGGCCACACCUCACCAAACGUGGCGCCGCCAGAGCCUUUGUGCACGCCUCUGGCCUGUGCAGGGCACCCGGAAGUAGAGAUAGGAGUAGGAGCGAGGCGUGGGAGAGGGCUCGUGAGGUGAGGAGGCUAUUUGCUACAUGGUGCUCGCUGACACCCGGGCAUCUCUACCGGCCAAACCCCAACAAACAAGCCCUCUCCCCGGCUAAAAAACCCUCACUUGGCCCAUUGCCAACCGGUUGCUCUUGUUGCAUUCAUCCUCUCUUUGGAUACAAUUCACCAAACAGUAAGGCUUCAAACUACACCUUUAAAUUUCAUCCCUGUUUCACAAAGAAUUCAAACUAUAACCAGGAUUUAAAUUUGGACUACGUUUGUCAUUUUUCAACUUAUUCCUCUCAGAACAGUCACACAGGUGAAAUUCAGCCCCAUCCAGUUUACAGGAACAGCAUUAAUAACAAGACCUGGGACACUGAUGGGUGCUCAGCUAGCAAGGACAGGGGGGCUGGUAAUUGUUCUCAUUUGGGGAGGCACAAUGAUAUUGAUCUCAGCAGCAACAGAGAGGGGGGUGAUGAUAGGUGUUUGACUGGGUGCAAUAGGUGCAGGGUGAGGGAGAGGGGGAUGAGGAGUGGGGGAGAUGAUGAGGGGGGGAAGGAAGCGUACAGAUGUAGUGCACCGUCAGUGAUUAACCCUAGUACAUGGGCGCACCUAGAUCAUUGUGGACCCCCUGUCCGUGAGAUGAAAUCAAGUUAUUACCAUGUCAGAAUUAUGGCUAAGAGGGAGGAGAGGCCUGGGAGGAGAGAGGGAAAGGAUGGUCGAGGAGGAGGGGUGAACCAAGGCAACGAAUACAUUAAUUUAUCUAAUUAUCCGGAUAAUGAUUUGGCUUGUCCGAUUCUGACGCUCCUAUGUAGGGCUCAUAAUGAGCUUCCGCAGGGGAAAUCAGCAACAGCAACCAGAGGGCAGGGCAGCCAAACCCGGGGAGAAAGCAGGGAGGUUCCCGGUGGUCGUUUUGGUUGUUUGGAUAGAAUAGAAAUGGGGGAUGGAUAUGUAGCAGAGUUUAUGGUCCCGGAGGGAGUCAUAGCUCUGAGGAACUCCCCCAUACAAUUUUCCCCCAGGAGCAUCACAGAGAUGCCCGACCAACGUUUUCUAUCCAGCAAAAACGCAUCAAUUGCAUCAAGAUAUCCUGGCCUGGUGUUCAAUAUGCACCCUCAAACACGAAAAGGUGGUUAUGCAGGAACUGGAAAGCUAUCCAAACCGAUCCAUCUAUCUGCUGAGAAAGUAAACGCAACUUCAGAGACAGAGUCUGCCAGUGACUCAGGCUUUUUUUCGCCUGCGAAGUUUCCUGUUAAAUCUCCCGGGGUUGUGUCACACACGUCUCACUCUGCAACAGCAAACAAUUCACGUCUCCUCACUCAGCCCGAUGACACCACAGAAAGCCACCUCUCGUUCUUCUCUGAAAUGAACCUGCCCACAUGGCAGGAUGACUCUGCACGUUCCCUUUACUUACCCCCUGUGAAGGAUCUGAUUUUAGCACCACGGACAGCUCCCCGGGACUCUCAGUGGGUGUUUUUGUGGAGAAAAUUAAACAGCAACAGUAAUAACAACAACGACGAGGAGGGAAGCAAGGACAUGAAUGGAUAUAGUCAUGACUCUGGUCAGACACAGCAACAAGACCUGUGGGAGACCGCACUGCGAGAGAUGGUCAAGGCAGGCUGCGCUGACAGCAUUUCCACCGACUGUUCAGCCACCGAGCAGAACGACCGUGCACAUAUGCAAUUAAAAUCCGGUAAGCAAGUGCCAUUAGAGCCCGAAGGUGUCAGACAUACAGAUAGGCGGCAGAUGGAGGCCAAGGGAGAAAGGGAGAGGGAUGCAGAGAGGGAGGGAGAGGGCUUGGAGGGGUCUGCUGCUGUUGCUGCCGCUGUUGGGGGAGGAAAAUUACAGGUGGGGGAGGGAGAUAGAGAGGUGCGGCUGAUGGGAGGGAGAGAACCAGGGGGAGAAGAGCAAGAGGAGGAGGAGUGGGAGAGGGGAAAAGGAAUAACAAAGGCAAGCCAUGCAGAGGAGAGAGAGGCAGAGGGAGGAAAGGGUCAGGAUAGGGGCAGUAGCACCACCACCAUCACACAGCCUGCUAGCGAAAGAGGGAGGAAAGAGAGCCAGGCAGAUGAAAGCCAUGUGGUUGGAGAUGGGAAUGAGAGGGGGGAAGGUGGGGAGCAGGAGAGGCACAGUACAAGGGGAGAGAGGAGCCUGGAACGACUGAUAAUAGUAGCAGAUGAUGAAAUGUCACAGGGAGAAAGGGGGAGGAAGAUUUUGGUGCCCUGGCCUCGCUCUCGACGUGCAGCCAACAAACAUCCCCAAUUUUCCCAGUAUAACUUCCAAGUGCAAGUAGCUGAGAACCAGCCACCCGCCACCUCAGUCAUCAUCAUGUCUGCCUCAGACCCAGAUGCAGGAGAUGCAGGCAGGGUGAGCUACACCAUGGCCCCGUUGAUGAACAGUCGAUCAUCUGACUACUUCCACAUCCACCCAGACACAGGUCUCAUCUCCACCACUCAGAUUCUAGACAGAGAACACAUGGAUUUGCAUUACUUCCGGGUCACUGCGACCGAUCACGCCUCCUCUCGACUCUCUGGCACCACAAUGGUGGCCAUUACAGUUUCUGACCGGAACGAUCAUUCUCCUAUAUUUGAGCAGACAGAGUACAGGGAGACGAUUAGGGAGAACGUAGAGGAGGGGUAUCCCAUCUUACAGUUGAGAGCGACAGACUUAGACUCCCCAUCCAAUGCCAAUAUCCGUUACCACUUUGUCGGGGACACGGCUGCAAUGGCACGAGCAGCCUUUGAGGUUGACCCACGCUCUGGGCUCAUAACAACCCGUGGAGCGGUGGACCGGGAAAUCAACGAGCACUACACUCUACAGGUGGAGGCCAGUGACCAGGGGAAGGAACCGGGGCCCCGCUCCGCUACUGUUAAAGUUUUCAUCACCGUUCUAGAUGAAAAUGACAACGUGCCACAGUUCAGUGAAAAGCGCUAUGUCGUAGCAGUGAAGGAGGAUGUACGGCCUCACUCUGAGAUCCUCCAUGUGAGUGCCACAGACCAGGACAAGGACAGCAACGCUGCUGUUCACUAUAACAUCAUCAGUGGUAACAGCCGUGGACAGUUUUCCAUCGACAGUGUCACUGGGGAGAUCCAUGUCGUGGCACCACUAGACUAUGAAUCCGAACGGGAGUAUACGCUCCGUGUUCGUGCACAGGACAAUGGGCGGCCCCCUCUCUCCAACAACACCGGUAUUGUGAGUGUACAGGUGACGGAUGUCAAUGACAACCCACCGAUCUUUGUCUCCACCCCAUUCCAGGCGUCUGUGCUCGAGAGCGCCCCAGUUGGUAGUUCGAUCCUCCACAUUCAGGCCAUUGAUACUGAUUCGAGUGAUAAUGCUCGUCUGGAGUACAGGUUAACUGGCACCAGCUCUGACACACCAUUCAUGAUCAAUUCAGCUACAGGCUGGGUCACUGUGAGCUCCAUUCUUGACCGAGAAUCUGUGGAACACUAUUUCUUUGGCGUUGAGGCCAGGGAUUAUGGCAUGCCGCCUCUUUCUGCUACAGCCAGUGUUACAAUUACAGUGAUGGAUGUCAAUGACAACCGCCCUGAGUUCCUCCUAAAGGAGUCCUAUGCUCGCCUGAAUGAGGAUGCGUCGGUUGGUACCAGUGUAGUGACUGUCACGGCUGUGGACCGAGACGUCAACAGUGCUGUGACCUAUCAGAUAACAGGAGGAAACACCAGAAACCGUUUUGCCAUCAGCACGGCAGGAGGGUCCGGACUUCUCUCGUUAGCUCUCCCAUUGGACUACAAACAGGAGCGCCGUUACGUUCUGACAGUCACCGCCUCAGACCGCACACUCCAUGACACCUGUCAGGUGCACAUCAACAUCACAGAUGCCAACACUCAUCGGCCUGUUUUCCAGAGCGCCCACUACUCUAUUAGCGUGAAUGAGGACCGACCACCUGGAAGCACUGUCGUUGUCAUCAGUGCCACAGAUGAUGAUGUUGGUGAAAAUGCUCGAAUCACAUACUUCCUCGAGGACAAUAUCCCACAAUUCCGCAUUGACACUGCCACAGGGGCUAUAACGCUCCAGGCAGAGCUCGACUAUGAGGACCAGAUGACCUACACUUUGGCUAUAACAGCUAAAGACAACGGCAUACCACAGAAAGCAGACACUACAUAUGUUGAGGUGAAUGUGAAUGAUGUGAAUGACAAUGCGCCUCAGUUCGUCAGCCCUAGAUAUCAGGGGACAGUGAGCGAAGACGCCCCUCCCUUCACCAGUGUCCUCCAAAUCUCAGCCACUGACCGUGACGCACACGCUAAUGGCCGUGUUCAGUACACCUUCCAAAAUGGCGAGGACGGGGAUGGAGACUUUACCAUUGAACCUACAUCUGGCAUCGUACGAACUGUUCGCCGCUUGGACCGUGAGAGCGUGCCAUUCUAUGAGCUGACGGCCUAUGCCGUAGAUCGAGGCGUGCCCCCUCAGCGAACCCCCGUCCACAUACAGGUGACAGUCCUCGAUGUCAACGACAAUGCCCCUGUCUUCCCUGCUGAUGACUUUGAGGUUCUAGUGAAGGAAAACAGCGCAGUGGGCUCCGUAGUAGCCCAGAUCACAGCCACCGACCCGGAUGAAGGUGUCAACGCUCAGAUCAUGUACCAAAUCGUGGAGGGCAACAUCCCUGAGAUCUUACAGAUGGACAUCUUUUCAGGGGAGCUCACUUCACUCAUUGAUCUUGACUAUGAGGCCAAUAAUGAGUAUGUCAUCGUAGUCCAAGCCACCUCAGCACCUCUAGUCAGCCGGGCAACUAUCCGCAUCCGACUGGUGGACCAGAACGACAACCGGCCCACUCUGCAGGACUUCCAAAUCAUUUUCAACAACUUCGUAUCCAAUCGGUCCAACAGUUUCCCCAGCGGCGUAAUUGGGAGAGUACCCGCCCACGACCCUGAUGUGUCAGACAGGCUGUACUACACCAUCGACCGAGGGAACGAGCUUCACCUACUCCUGCUGAAUCACACCAGCGGAGAGAUCCGACUGAGCCGAAAACUGGAUAACAACCGGCCGCUGGUGGCUCCCAUGCUGAUCACUGUCACAGAUGGUGUCCACAGCAUUUCAGCCCAGUGCAUUCUCCGCGUCCUCAUCAUUACCGAGGACAUGCUGGGCAGCAGCGUCACUGUCCGCCUCCAGAACAUGUCCCAGGAGCACUUCCUGUCACCGCUGCUGGGUAACUUCCUGGAGGGCGUGUCAGCGGUGCUCUCCGUGCCUGUCGAGGACGUUUUCAUCUUCAACAUCCAGCCGGACCUGGACGCGGCGCCAGGAGGGAUCCUGAAUGUCAGCUUCACUGCUGCGUUGCCUGGCGGACUCUUCUUCCCUUCUGAGACGCUGGAGGAACAGCUGUACCUGAACAGGCCGAGGCUGACGUCACUCACACAGAUGGAGGUCCUCCCGUUCGACGACAACGUGUGUCUGCGUGAGCCGUGCCAGAACUACAUGAAGUGCAUCUCAGUGCUGCGCUUCAACAGCUCCGCCCCCUUCAUCUCCUCGCCCUCCAUCCUGUUCCGUCCCAUCCACCCCAUCGCAGGCCUGCGCUGCCGCUGCCCAGUGGGCUUCACGGGUGAUUACUGCGAGACGGAGAUCAACCUGUGUUACUCCAACCCCUGCCUGAACGGAGGGGUGUGCGCCCGCAGAGAGGGAGGGUACACCUGCAUCUGCCGUGAAGACUACACUGGUGACCGGUGUGAGUUUGACCGGCGGCAGGGCAGGUGCGUGCCGGGUUUGUGCCGAAACGGAGGGACGUGUCGGGAGCUUUCAGGCGGUGGAUUCCGCUGCGAGUGUCCCGCAGGAGGCUACGAGCGUCCAUACUGCACAGUCACUGCCCGGUCCUUCCCGCCAAAGUCCUUCGCCAUGUUCCGGGGCCUCAGACAGAGAUUUCACCUGUCCAUCUCGUUAACUUUUGCCACCCUGGAGAACAGUGGUCUUCUCUUCUAUAACGGACGCUUCAAUGAGAAACACGACUUCAUGGCCUUGGAGAUCCAAGAAGGACAAGUGGUGCUCAAAUAUUCCACAGGUGAAUCGUCCACUCAGGUGAGUCCCUUCCUGCCUGGCGGUGUGAGCGAUGGCAACUGGCAUACUGUUCACAUACACUACUACAACAAGCCAGCUACACGCUAUCCCAAGCGCAGCAUGAGUGGCGAGGCCCAGGGUCCGUCAGAUGAGAAGAUCGCUGUUGUGAGCAUUGACGACUGUGACACGGCGUUGUCGCUUCGCUUUGGUACACAGCUCGGAAAUUACAGCUGUGCAGCGCAGGGCAAACAGACCAGCAGCAAGAAGUCUCUGGACCUGACUGGUCCAUUGUUUCUGGGCGGAGUUCCCAACGUACCAGACAACUUCCCAUUUGGCGCCAGGGAGUUUAUCGGCUGUAUGAAGGAGCUGCACAUUGACAACAAGCCGCUGGACUUGGCGGGAUUUAUCGCUAACAAUGGCACUCUCCCCGGCUGCAGCGCCAAGCUUCCCUUCUGUAAGUCCAACCCCUGUCAGAACGGAGGAACCUGCAGGGUGAGCUGGGAGACUUUCUCCUGCGACUGUCCCCUCGGGUACGGAGGGAAGGACUGCAGCCACGUGAUGCCACACCCCCAUCGCUUUCUGGGUAACAGCGCUCUCUGGUGGGACCUGAAGAACGACGUGACCAUCUCGACGCCCUGGUACCUCGGCCUGGUGUUCAGGACCAGAGCGCGAGAGGGGACGCUGCUGCAGGCUCAGGCGGGCCAGUACACCAGUCUGCUAUUCCAGGUGAUAAAUGGUCAGUUGGUGUUCUCGGUGACCCGUGGUUCGACCAGACCGGUGCGUUUGCGGUUGGAUCAGGUUCAGGUUGCAGAUGGCCAGUGGCACGAUCUCCAACUGGAGCUGCGAGACGUCCGCAGCGGCCGUGAGACGCGCUACGUCGCGACGCUACGGCUCGACUUUGGACUCUAUCAGGGAACAGUGAUAGUGGGAAAUGAGAUUCAUGGUUUGAAGGUGAAACAUCUGCAUGUGGGAGGAGUGUUGGGCUCAGGAGAGGUUCAAAACGGGAUAAAAGGAUGCAUACAGGGCGUUCGGUUGGGUGUGCGGCCUGACUCCCCUCCCCUGCCUCGGCCCUCAAGAUCUGUCAAAGUGGAGACCGGCUGUAACGUUGGCAACCCCUGUGUCUCGUCUCCUUGCCCCUCCCACAGCCGCUGUUCCGACCAAUGGGAGCGGCACACCUGUGUCUGCGAACCUGGUUACUAUGGGAGAGGCUGCACUGACGCUUGCCAUCUGAAUCCAUGUGAAAAUGAGGCGCAGUGCCACAGGAAGCCCAGCUCAUCCCACGGAUACAGCUGUGACUGUGGAGACAACAACUACGGGCAGUACUGCCAACACAGGAUUGAUCACCAGUGUCCCAGGGGAUGGUGGGGAUCUCCGACCUGUGGACCGUGUCACUGUGACACCAAUAAAGGCUUCGACCCAGACUGUAACAAGACCAGCGGACACUGUCACUGCAAGGAGUUUCACUACCAUCUGCGGGGCUCUGACACCUGCCUGCCAUGUGACUGCUACCCGGUGGGUUCCUUCUCGCGGUCGUGUGACCCAGAGACAGGCCAGUGCCAGUGCCGGCCCGGCGUGAUUGGUCGCCAGUGCAACAUAUGUGACAGCCCCUUCGCUGAGGUCACAAACUCAGGCUGUGAUGUCAUUUAUGAUGGAUGUCCCAAGACCAUCACUCAGGGGAUCUGGUGGCCUCGGACCAAGUUCAACCUUCCUGCAGCAGUGCCCUGUCCCAAAGGCUCUGUCGGUGCCGCCAUCAGACACUGUGAUGCGGAGAGAGGGUGGCUGGAGCCAGACCUUUACAACUGCACCUCACCUCCAUUUGUGGAGCUCAAUGCUGCUCUUGAUUCUCUGGAGCGUAAUGAGACCGAACUGAACACCAUCAUGGAGAAGAAACUUGCCCACCAGCUCCGUGACGUCACAGAGGCAACCGACCGACUCUACGGCAACGACUUGCAGAUCGCCGAGCGGCUGCUGUCCCGCCUCCUGACCUUCGAGAACCAACAGAGCGGCUUCGGACUCACCGCUACUCAGGAUGCACAUUUCAAUGAGAACAUUGUGCGGGGCUGCAGUGUGCUGUUGGGCCCCGGUACCUCUGGGCUCUGGCGGGCUCUCGCUCAGAGUCAGAACCACAUCCCGGGCGGCGGUCCGGCCGAGCUGACGGAGCUGCUGGAGCAGUACGCCCAGAUUCUGGCCCAGAACAUGAAGCACACCUACCUCAACCCUGUGGCGCUGGUUGCUCCAAACAUAAUCAUGAACCUCGACCGCGUGGAGAACCAAACCCACGUGCGGCGGCGUUUCCCACGUUACCACACCACCCUGUUUCGCGGCCAGGCUUUGUGGGACCCCAACACCCAUGUGAUACUCCCCCCUGCUGCCCUGGUGCCACAACGACAGCAACAACAACACAACUGGAAAGAGAAGGAGCGGACAGAGAAAGAGCCCUUGGCCCCUCAGAACGCUGCUGUGGCCCCUGUCAGUAUCUCAGCCAAUCAGACAGGAGAAUACACUGCAGCCAGACGCACUGUUUCAAUGCCAGAGCAGCCCAUCACCAUCGUUAUCUUGCUGAUCUAUCGCAGUCUGGGCGGCGCCCUCCCUCCCAAGUACCACACAGACCGACGAGGAGUGAGGCUGCCCAGACACCCGGUAAUGAACUCCCCAGUAGUCAGUAUCUCUGUCUACAACAACCAGACGUUUGUGGGUGGGCACUUGGACCAGCCCAUCCUGCUUGAGUUCAAGCUCCUGGAAACAGCCAAUCGCAGCAAGCCACUGUGUGUGCAGUGGAACCACAGCAAUCAGUAUGAGAUAGGAGGCUGCUGGACAGUCAGGGACUGCAUGGUGGUGUACAGGAACACCUCCCAUGUCCGCUGUCAGUGCCAGAGACUGGGCACCUUCGGGGUGCUGAUGGACAGUUCGCACAGAGAGCAGUUGGAGGGGGAUCUGGAGUCGCUGGCCCUGGUCACAUAUUCCUCUCUGAUCGUCUCCAUGCUGGCCCUCCUGCUCACAGUCCUGGCGCUCUCCUGCCUCCGAGGCCUCAAGUCCAACACCAGGAGCAUCCAUUCAAACACAGCGGCAGCCAUGUUUUUGUCGGAGCUGGUGUUUCUGCUCGGGGUCAAUCAGACGGAGCAGCAGUUCCUGUGUACGGUUGUGGCCAUUCUCCUGCAUUACUUCUUCAUGUCCACGUUUGCCUGGAUGUUCGUGGAAGGCCUUCAUAUCUACCGCAUGCAGACUGAGCAACGCAACAUCAACUACGGCGCCAUGAGGUUCUACUACGCCAUCGGCUGGGGCGUGCCCGCCAUUAUCACAGGCCUAGCGGUGGGCCUGGACCCAGAGGGAUACGGGAACCCAGACUUUUGUUGGAUCUCCAUAUAUGACAAACUCAUAUGGAGCUUUGCUGGUCCUAUAGCCAUCGUCAUACUGAUGAAUGGAGGGAUUUUCAUGAUUGUAGCCAAGAUGUCGUGCAAUCCCUCUCAGAAGGAGACUAAGAAGCUCCCUGUCAUUGAGACUAUUCGCAAUGCCUUCCUGCUGUUGCUGGUAGCCACCUCCACCUGGUUGUGUGGUCUGAUGUCCGUGAACAACAGCAUCCUGGCUUUCUACUACAUAUUCGAUGUCCUCUGCCUCGUGCAGGGUUUGUCGGUGAUGCUGGUCUUUACUGUGUUCAACGCCGAGGUUAAGGAGGCCUGGAGCGUAGUCUGUUUGGGUAAGAAGAGCCCCGGAGAAGACCCACCAAGACCCCCACAGAACACUGCUCAGAACCCCUAUCACAAUGCAUCUCUGCUGGAGCAGAGCGGGCUGCACCGCAUCACCCUGGGAACCUCCACCGUCUCCUCUGUCAGCUCCGCCAGAGAAAAUCUUUUAGCUCGUCAGACGCUGGAACAAAACAUCGUCCACACCGGAGCGACCGACCUGGAUGUAGCCAUGUUCCACAGAGACGGAGGUGAGGAUUCGGACUCAGACUCAGACCUCUCGAUGGAGGAGGAGCACAGUCUCUCCAUCCCUUCCUCUGAGAGCGAGGACAACGUCCGACUCCGCGGGCGCAUCCAGCGGCGAUUCAAACGCUCCAAUCACAGCGAGCGUCUGCUCACAGAGCCCACCCACAACGGUACCAAAGAUCUGGAUGGCAAUGACCUUCUGUCCUACUGGCCGGCUUUGGAGGAGUGUGAGACGCACAGCCUUCAGAAGUGGGGCUCAGAGCGCCCCCUGGGGGGCGAUUACAGCAAAGACGCUGCCAACAACAACCAGCAGGACGCAGCGCUGACCAGUGGGGACGAGAACGGCCUCACCCAGCCAAACAGGCACCGCAAGGGUAUCCUGAAGAAUCGUAUCGGCUGUCCCCCGGCACUCCAGGGUCUUUCCACCAUGGGCCGCGUCCCCAGUGAGCUCAACUGGUAUCGAACCUCUACUCUGGGCCACCGGGGAGUUCCUGCAGCCUCGUAUGGUCGCAUGUACUCUGCCACGGCUGGUGCCAGUGGAGGCUCCGGCUCUCUCUCUCAACCUGCUUCCCGCUACUCCUCCAGGGAACACCUGGACUCGCUGUCCCGGAGGCAGUUGUCCAGGGAUCCACUGGGGAGGCAGACAGUUGGGGGGUCAAGGGACCGACUGGACUCCCGGGGCUCCAGGGACAACCUUGAUCUCCUGCCCAGGAGGAGAGAGCUGGGACAGGGGGCAGGGCUAGUGGGACUGGGGCUGGAUCACCAGCGAGUCUCAUCGUCCAGGGAGAACUUGACAGGAUCCAGGGACAGACUGGACAACCACCACGCAGGUAGCGUCCACGCCUCGAGGGAGGACUUGAGUGGAAAUGGGGGAGCGGGAAUUGAGGGAUACCUCAGCGGAUCGAGGUCGCAGCUGAACUCGCUGACCCGGCGGCAGGCGUCAUCCCGGGAGCACCUAGGGGGGGCGCUGAUGAGCAGCAGGUCGAGGGAGCAGCUGGAGACCAACGGGGGCGGAGCCCAGACUCAGCCGUGUCGGGAGUGGCUCCGGACUCUGCCUCCCCGCCAGCCCUCGCACCCCGACCAGCCUCCCUCCUCCUCCCCUCCUCCCCCUAUCUCCGAGGAGCCCCAGCAGGAGCACCUCCCAGCUCACGGUAGAGGACGACUGGACUCUGCACCUCCGUGUAGGUACCCCGGUCAGACUGUCCCCCAUGUCGCAGGUUCAAAUCCAAACUCUCUGGGUCGACAGCCGUCCAGUGAACACCUGGACAUUCUGUCCUCCAUCCUGGCAUCCUUCAGUUCCUCCGUCCUCACUCCUCCCACCGCCGCCUCGAACCCUGGGCCUAAUGGCUCCGCCCAUGGAACCUCCCCCUCCCCGCCCCAGUCAGCCACCUCCCACAGCAUAUCUGAAGUCUCCCCCGACUCCGAAGCCAACAGAAGUGAAGGACAGUCUUGAUGACAGCCUCCAUAUCCCUUUAUGCA